AUGGGUGCAAGCAUCACGCCUCCAGAUCUCAGCGGGCUGCUGGCCCCAAUCCUGCCCGCUCUCCCAACAGCCACUGCCUCGACCGAGCCGGCUGCGGGCAUCCUGCCUCUCCUCUCGCCCAUUCUCAGACAGCGAGUGAAGCUGUUUUCCGCCGGCAGCACCGAGCCCUGGCUGAGGCUGCUCUCCUACGACACGGCCAAGGCUGCGCAGCUGACCGAGCUGGUGCAGAAUGGAAGCCUGGAACCGCAUCCUGUUUCAGGCGAGGUUGAGGUAGACUGGGACUACGACGUCGAGACAAGAUACAAGAGAUUGGAUCAAGAGACUCUGCAUGCAUUGACAGUCCUGGUCGGUGUCGGGCUUGCCUUCCAGCUGGUGUACUGCGUCAACGACGCCGAGGGCGGCAGCGAUGGCUGGAGAAUCGGAGAAGUGACUGCAGCAGACAAGGCCGCUCCCUUUGCGCAAUUCGGCGGCGUUGCCACCCUCGCAGAGGCAGAGGCCAAGUUCCAGCAGCCCAGAAUCUCCGAACCCUCCGUGGUCAGCUCCAAUGGGUCGACCACCAGCGGCUCAGAUCACAUGGAGGAGGACGAUGACGAUGGAUACUGGGACCGCUACGAUGCCACUCCCGCGCGCACUCCGGCCGUCAACCGCUCCCCGGCUCCCCAGGCCGCCGCUGGCGCUUCUGCUCCCACAUCCGCACCCUCCCACUGGAGCGCUUAUGAUGCCUCUGCCGCAAUGGAUGACGAUGACGAUGACGACUACUAUGCGCAGUACGACUCCGUCCAGCCGGCAAUGGACAACCAUGAUCCAGAUGAGGAGGCCAUGGUGCGAGCUCACAUCCAACCACCCCUCGGCCUCAGCCGCUCCAACGACUCCGUCGUCAUCACAGACGCCUCCGAACCUCAAAACCCCUGGUCUUACACAGAGACAAACAACAACCAAAGUCAAGACGACGAACUGCUUUCCGCCAGAGAGCUCGCCCUCCUCCACCCACGCCCCAGAUCCAGCGCCAGCUCCAGCUCCAACGGCUCCAUGACCGUCGCCAAGCUCGAGGCCUCUGCAGUGAAGCAAGAGCAAAACGAUUUCGGCGUCAAGCAGCACGUGUCGCGCAGCAUUCGCAGUUUGUUCCUGCUUGCGCGGUCAUCGGGCAUCGAGAGGGAGGAGUUUGAGCAGCUGGUGAAGAGGGAGAUGGACGUUUUGUCCCUGAUGGAGGACCAAGAGUGA
Molecule: messenger RNA, 1221 nt
Organism: Trichoderma atroviride IMI 206040
Lineage: Eukaryota; Fungi; Ascomycota; Sordariomycetes; Hypocreales; Hypocreaceae
Source: RefSeq, a predicted model, not a curated record